Messenger RNA from Acipenser ruthenus (sterlet), 3542 nucleotides. RefSeq names its product REST corepressor 1-like. The record is from RefSeq and is a predicted model, not a curated record. NCBI's taxonomy places the organism in Eukaryota, Metazoa, Chordata, Actinopteri, Acipenseriformes, Acipenseridae. Gene Ontology annotation, molecular function: transcription corepressor activity. Gene Ontology annotation, cellular component: histone deacetylase complex; transcription regulator complex. Gene Ontology annotation, biological process: negative regulation of DNA-templated transcription; regulation of transcription by RNA polymerase II. Bases 259 to 1743 code for a protein of 494 amino acids. The transcript has 13 exons.
GGUUGAUUGACUGGCUGGCUGCAUUUAGUGGCGGAGCGGUGUGUGCGCGGAGCCCUCGGAUUGUGUGACGAGGCUGGGAGUUCAAGUCUCUUCAACGCAGACAAUUUAGACAAAAUACCAACUGUGGGGAUGGCUGUAUGAAACCUGCAUCGAAAGAGUGCCUACGCGCGUGUGAUAAAUAUCAGCAUCUUAAAAAAAAGGGAACUGGAUUUAUAUGUAUAGAGCCUAGAUUUAUUUAACAUUUAAAUCAUAAUAACAAUGCCUGCAAUGUUAGAAGUGUCCGGGAAAAGAAGAGGACGGAACAGCGCAUCUAAUAGCAAUGCUAAAAGUUUCGCGGCGAAUGGGAACAGCAGUAACUCGUGGGAGGAAGGGAGCUGCGGAUCCUGCUCCAGCGAUGAGGAGCACGGUGGCGGAGGAAUGCGAGUCGGAGCGCAGUACCAAGCAGUGGUCCCAGAUUACGACGCCGAAGUUGCAAAGAGCUGCCAGGAGAGGGAGAACUUGGGCAUGCUGGUGUGGUCUCCGAAUCGGACCGUCUCGGAAGCGAAGCUGGAUGAAUAUAUUGUGAUUGCCAAAGAGAAGCAUGGCUACAACAUGGAGCAGGCCCUGGGAAUGCUCUUCUGGCACAAGCACAACAUUGAGAAGUCCCUGGCCGACCUGCCCAACUUCACCCCCUUCCCGGACGAGUGGACCGUGGAGGACAAGGUGCUGUUCGAGCAGGGCUUCAGCUUUCACGGGAAGACCUUUCACAGGAUCCAGCAGAUGCUGCCUGAUAAAUCCAUCGCCAGUCUUGUCAAAUUCUACUACUCCUGGAAAAAGACCCGGACCAAGACCAGCGUGAUGGACCGCCACGCUCGCAAACAGAAACGGGACCGCGAAGAGAGUGAAGAAGAAAUGGAAGAAAACGUGAAUAACUCGAGUGAUGCUGUGAUUGAUGCAAACAAGGAAAACAAAACAGAGGUAGUCUUUAAGGAUCAGUGUUCAAGCCACAUGAUCAGAUCCCUGCACUUGAAAUGCUUAUUUUCAGCUGCCAGCAAGAGCGCUACUGGUCAGGAAAAGCAGGAAACGAAGCCAGUGGUCAUUAAUAAGGUAUUAAAGCAGGGUGCCACGGCUGAGAAGACUGCCCAUGUGAAGAAGGAGCCCCAGACGACCCCAGGCAAGCACCAGCACAGAGCCAAGAAGAAGCCCCCGAAAGGGAUGCACCUCUGCCAGGCUGACGUCCAGGCCAUGUCUGCCAGCUCCACGUCUGCUGUGAAUGUGCUCCGGCAGCUGGACAUGGAGCUGGUUUCAAUAAAGCGACAGAUCCAGAGUAUUAAACAGACGAACAGUGUUCUUAAAGAGAAGCUGGAGGAUGGACUGGAUAAGUGCAGACUGCCCGAGUUCUCCUCUCUCUUUCAGGUUACUCAGAAGUUCAAUGCUCGUUGGACAACCGAGGAGCAGCUUCUGGCAGUGCAGGCAAUUCGAAAGUAUGGCCGUGACUUCCAGGCCAUAUCGGACGUGAUUGGUAACAAGUCUGUGGUGCAGGUGAAGAACUUCUUUGUGAAUUACCGGCGGCGCUUCAACCUGGACGAGGUGCUGCAGGAGUGGGAGGCGGAGCACGGAGACAAGCAGAGCAGCAAGAGGGAGCCCUCCCCCGACCGCACCGGAGCCAAGAUACCAGAGGAGGAGGAGGAGGAGGACGAGGAGGAGGACGAGGAGGAGGAGGUUUCACCCGUUCUUGAUGUCAGAGACCCAUCCGCAUCAUGAAGUCAAUGAGGGGGUGUUAAUAGAAGCAAUUCUGAACAUCUUGUUUUUUCAACUGCUGUAUGAAUCUAGGCAGUCUCAGUACAGUAGCACCAAAUCUACCCAGCCAGCCGUCUCCACAGGACAUGAAGCUGUCACCAAAAAACAAAAAGCAACACAGAAAGGGCAGCGCCCUCCCCAUCACACCCCUGCCUCGCUCUGCUUCACUUGUCAGGACUGCUUUCACUUUCCUGCUGAAAGCCCUGAGGAGCCGUCGUAGUGGCUGCUUCCCUACACACACCCGGGGAAUCCUUGUACUUGCACAGCCUCGACUGGACCCAAACGGAGAAGGGACCACAUACUUAACUGUGCUUUCCAGAGCAAUCGCUGACACACGAGGGGCCAGCUAGGGCUGAGGCGGGGCCCCUCAUUGCAGGCGAAAGGAAAACAUGGUAAAGCCCCAGGGCCUUGGCAUUUUAUUGUAAUUAACCCACAGGUGCAGUCUGAACGGGCCGGGUGCUCUUACUGCUUUAGCAGUGAAACUCAUCCGAACGGGACGGGUGCUCUUACUGCUUUAGCAGUGAAACUCAUCCGAACGGGACGGGUGCUGUUACUGCUUUAGCAGUGAAACUCAUCCGAACGGGACAGGUGCUCUUACUGCUUUAGCAGUGAAACUCAUCCGAACAGGACGGGUGCUCUUACUGCUUUAGCAGUGAAACUCGUGCAGUGGUGGCAGUACAACAGCAUGGCUCUGGAUCUGAGAGUAGUUUGUUUAGAUCGCAUAUACUUUUAUUAUAACGUUUAUAUUUAGUUUUCAGAGAUAGAAGUAUCCAAUCAUGGGUGUGCAUGAGGCUGUUCCUGGAACCCAAUCCAAUCCCAGGGCUUCUCACUCGUUAGGCAAUGUAGCCACACUUAAUUUAUAACAAAUUAAAGUACAGCAGCUGACACAACACUGUGUAAAAUUGAGCAGGUCUUUAUGUAGCCCCUGUAUCUAUCUAUCCUCUGUGUGUGUGUGUAAGCCUCGUGUAAUAUUGGUGGUGGAGGUCUUUUCAUAGUCCUGGAGCCUGUUGUACUGUCCUGCUGUACCUUCUAGCAACUCUGAGGUGUGUGUGUGAGGGGUUUACAGCAAUGGACAAAAGUUUUGUAUUGCCUACAAUUUUAGGGUUGAGACAUAAUUAAAAAAUAACUGUGUGAACACAAUGUAGAUCUUUUAUUUAACAUCAUGUAAUCAAGGAAACUACAAAGUGAUAUUGCAAAAGUCUACCGGAAGCCAUAAGAGUAGUACAGUGUUUCAUGUUGGAUUUCGAAAUGUUUCCCAUUUUUGUCAAUUAAAAUAUAUGGGAAAACUACAAAGUGGUGUGUAAUUCACUAUGUUACCGUCACAUCAUUCAGCAGGCUUCAUUCCACCUUGUGAAGCAGAAUGUGUUCAUUCUAUAGGGGGGUGAUGCUAGACUUUUGUCCCGAGCUGUAUAAUCGCACUCCUGCCUCGGUCUCGCAGCUGACACUCAGUUGCUCACAGUCUCCUCUUGUUCCUUUUUUAAAUUGUGCGUGUGCGUGUGCGUGUGCGUGUGAUCAUUUUUAAUCUGCUCAGUUCCAUGCUGGUUCCACUCAGCAUACAGACUGCUCCUUGUUCUGGCAGAACUCUGGCUAUCACUGGAACAGUAAUGACACGAUUCCAUUUUAUUUUAGGUCUGUUUUAUUAAAUAAUGUGAAUGCUAUAAUUGUAUAAUGUUGGAAAGGGGGAUUGUUUGUUUUUUCAGGCAUUCUGUAAUUUAUUGUGUGCAUAAAUAUAUGAUGGUGUAAUCAAAACCUAGUUCAAAGUA